GCCGCGUCCCCUGCCCCGCGCCGGCCCCGCGCCUCCUCCCCGGCCGGCGGCGGUGGGUGCGCGGCGGGCCGACCUCUGCGGAGGCGGCGGGGGCUCAGCAUCGGGCCGGGGCCGGGGGGGCGCCGGGGCCGGGGGGCGGCGCUCCGGCCCGGCCCGGCCCCGCCCGAUGUCCAUGAGCGCGAACACCAUGAUCUUCAUGAUUCUGGGGGCGUCGAUCGUGAUGGCCAUCGCGUGCUUGAUGGACAUGAACGCGCUGCUGGACCGAUUCCACAACUACAUCCUCCCGCACCUGCGGGGCGAGGACCGCGUCUGCCACUGCGACUGUGGCCGGCACCACGUCCACUACGUGAUCCCGUACGACGGGGACCAGUCUGUGGUGGACGCCUCCGAGAACUACUUCGUGACGGACAACGUCACCAAGCAGGAGAUCGACCUCAUGCUGGGACUGCUGCUCGGCUUCUGCAUCAGCUGGUUCCUGGUGUGGAUGGACGGCGUCCUGCACUGCGCCGUGCGCGCCUGGAGGGCCGGCCGGCGCUACGACGGCUCGUGGACCUGGCUGCCCAAGCUGUGCAGCCUGCGGGAGCUGGGCCGGCGGCCGCACAGGCCGUUCGAGGAGGCGGCCGGGAACAUGGUGCACGUGAAGCAGAAACUCUACCACAACGGUCACCCGAGCCCGCGGCACCUCUGAGCCGCGCGCAGGACUCGCGGGGCCGCCGGCCACCGCGCCCACGCUCACGGGACUGGACGGCCGGCCCGGGCCAGGGCGCCCGCGGCCGUCGGGCGCGUCUGGCGGAAGGUGCUGUCUCCUCUUCUUUUUAUAAAGGGGGUCGGGGUGGGGCCCGGGAGGGGGCGCGGCGGCGGCGGCGGCGGCGGCGGGGGCGCGGGCGGGGCCGCGCGCCCAGCCCGGGACCACGUCCGCCGCUGGAAACCGGCGGCUCCCCGCGCGCCCGCAUCUGUCUCUCCGUCCGUCGGUCCGGUUCCCGGAGCCGGAGCCAGAGCCAGUUCUGCGGGAGGGGAGCGCGGCCGGGAGGGGGGCGGGACUCCGGCGCGCCCACGUCUGCACGCGGGAGCACGUGCACGAGGCGUGGGCGUCCGCCGGCCGCAGUGGGGGGCGCGGGGCAGGGGUCCGGGGGAGGCCCCGGUCCAGCAAUAAGGCCCCCGAGCCCUGCUGCGGCAAGUGCGGCCACCCUGCCCUGGGCAUCCCGGGUCGGGCGCCUCACUGUGACUCCCACCCCUGCUGGUCAGUAAAUUCUCCAGAAAGCUCCA
This is a messenger RNA of Hippopotamus amphibius kiboko, 1266 nucleotides long. RefSeq names its product transmembrane protein 240 (gene TMEM240). The record is from RefSeq and is a predicted model, not a curated record. Lineage: Eukaryota; Metazoa; Chordata; Mammalia; Artiodactyla; Hippopotamidae. The coding region runs from base 167 to 688 and encodes 173 amino acids. The transcript has 4 exons.